This is a messenger RNA of Cucurbita moschata (crookneck pumpkin), 540 nucleotides long. Its product is annotated as zeatin O-glucosyltransferase-like. Gene Ontology annotation, molecular function: UDP-glycosyltransferase activity. Lineage: Eukaryota; Viridiplantae; Streptophyta; Magnoliopsida; Cucurbitales; Cucurbitaceae. The transcript has 2 exons. The record is from RefSeq and is a predicted model, not a curated record. The coding region runs from base 1 to 540 and encodes 179 amino acids.
AUGAAGGGUGGAUUGGAAAAAAGUGGGCAAAAGUUCAUCUGGGUGUUGAGAGAUGCAGAUAAAGGAAACGUCUUUGACGGUGAAGUUAGAAGAUCGAAGUUGCCAGAGGGGUUCGAGAGGAGGGUGUCGAGAAGAGGGUUGGUGGUGCGAGAUUGGGUGCCACAAUUGGAGAUUUUGAGCCACCCAUCGACCGGAGGGUUUGUGAGUCAUUGCGGGUGGAACUCUUGCAUGGAGAGCAUUGCGAUGGGGGUUCCCAUAGCAGCGUGGCCGAUGCACUCUGACCAACCGAGGAACGCUAUACUAAUAACGGAGCAGCUUCGAGUGGGUCUCCUCAUUAGGGAUUGGGCUAAUCGAAACGAGAUAGUAAUGGCAACAACCAUAGAAAAUGCAGUGCGAAAGCUUAUGGCAUCAGAGGAAGGUCGAGAGAUGAGGAAGGUAGUGAAUGAGCUUGCCACCACUGUACGUCGAUCAGUUGCCGAUGGCGGAGUGUCUCGUGUGGAGUUUGAUUCUUUCAUUUGUCAUAUUACAAGAGACACUUAG